Molecule: messenger RNA, 2044 nt
Organism: Daphnia carinata
Lineage: Eukaryota; Metazoa; Arthropoda; Branchiopoda; Diplostraca; Daphniidae
Product: organic cation transporter protein-like
Exons: 13
Coding region: 114-1805 (563 amino acids)
Biological process (GO): transmembrane transport
Cellular component (GO): membrane
Molecular function (GO): transmembrane transporter activity
Source: RefSeq, a predicted model, not a curated record
ACUAUCGGCUGAUUAUUAUUGCGACCCGUCGGAUAUAUCGAUGAUUCGCCGAACGCCUCAGUUCCUUCCAGUUCGAUCUUGGCGAAGGGCUUAGCGUAAAUUUUGAAGCCAAAAUGACGGAGCUCUGGGCUGGUGAAUUUGGAAGGUACCAAUGGAUUCAGUACUUGCUACACCUUUUGCCGGCCUUCACAGGUGGAGUUCAUAUGCUGUCGCAAGUAGAAGUCGGAGCCACACCUAGACACAGAUGUUUGGCGGUGAACGACACCAUUAUAGAGUACGUUGGUUCAUGCCAUUACAUUUCCGCGACCAACCAAACGUUGCCUUGCAGAGCGUGGGAAUACGAUCGCACCUAUUACGAAUCGACCAUCGUUACUGAUUGGGAUCUGGUGUGUGACCAGAGGUGGAUGGCCUCUGUAGCGCAAUCCGCCUACAUGCUUGGCGCUUUCAUUGCCAGCUCGUUACUUGGACAGAUGUCAGACAGGUACGGUCGGUGGAAAGUAUUGGUUCCAACCGGAGCACUUCAAAUGGUUUUUGCCAUUGGUUGUGGCUUUGUACAGAAUUAUUACAUCUACGUUGUACUGCGUUUCCUUAUAGCAAUCAACGUCAGCGGAGCUUACAUGAUUGGUUUCGUUCUGACUAUGGAAAUGGCACCGGACCGAUACCGUACGAUGAUUGGCUUCAGUUUUCAGUUGAUGUUUGCUGUGGGGAUAACAGUGGUGGCCGGCUGGGCUUACGUUAUUCGCCACUGGCCUAUUUUGCAAAUCAUCUUUGGACUGCACAGCGCGCUAAUGCUUCUUCACUGGUGGUUUGUUGAUGAAUCGCCACGCUGGCUAUUUACCCAGGGGCGUUAUCAAGAAGCCGGCGCCAUCAUCCGCAAGAUGCUUAUCCAGAAUGGCAAGGCCGAUGCCAUCCCGGAGCAAGGCUUUACACUUGAUCAGCUGCGAAAGGCCUUGAGCACGACGUCAGACGUCAAAGAGUCUCUGGAACAGCCGACGGCCAUCAGUCAGAUCUUGCAGGAAGAUGGGAAGCAAACGACGGCCAUCGUGGCCAGCAAUCCGGCCGAUAAAAACGAUUCCAGUGAACGGAAAUACGGCAUCGUCGAUCUAUUUAAAUCGCCCCGUCUAAGAAGCAGGACAUUCAACGUUUCUCUGAAUUGGUUUGCCAAUAGUUUGGUCUAUUACGGCUUGUCGCUGAAUACCGGCUCCCUGGUGGGCGAUCCUCAUUUGAUGCUCUUCAUUUCGGGCAUCAUCGAAGUGCCCGCCUACCUCCUUUCGGCCAAGAUCAUUGACAUACUUGGACGUCGUCCAGUCAUCAGCUUUUGCCUUGUGUCCGGCGGGCUGGCCUGUAUCUGCACCACAUACUUUCCUCAAAGUAGCUUCGCAUGGACGACGGCCACCACUUCGGUGGUCAUGCUGGGGAAGUCCCUCAUCUCAAUUUCAUUCGCCAUCAUCUACAAUUACACGGCAGAACUCUUCCCAACGGUGGUUCGCAGUUCGGCGGUAGGCAUCGGUUCAACAUCGGCCCGAAUUUCCGGUACUCUGACUCCACUCAUCUUCCUCUUGGACUCGUUGGAUCCGAAAUUACCGUCGGUCUUGUUUGGUAUCGUGGCUUUAGCCGCUGGCUUUUUCUCGCUUUAUCUGCCGGAAACAAGGGACAGCACGCUGUUGCACACGUUGUCAGAAGGCGAAGAAUUCGGCAUGGGAGAUACGUGCUUUGCCUCACUAUGUCGCAGUAAGCCAUCAUCGGAUAACGAACCAGUCAUUCAGGCCGGCUCAAUUGCUCAACUCGAAUCGCAGGAAACAUGAGCUCAUUUAUAACUGGAAUAACAUGAUAAAAAAACAAACAGUCCGCCGUGUCACAUAUCACACCUGCUCGAAAGGACCACCCCCACCCCUAAAAAGAAAGAGGAGAAGGCAACACCCUAGUUGGCUAAACGAAACCUUGGUAGUAUACAAAUGUGCGGUUCGGUUUCUUUAAAUUUGUGUUUGAAGCCUUUUUUUUUGUUGAUAGUAGCUGUACAGAUAUACAUAAUUUCGGUACUUUA